Messenger RNA from Symbiodinium sp. CCMP2592, 1404 nucleotides. The record is from the annotation of a GenBank genome assembly. Lineage: Eukaryota; Dinophyceae; Suessiales; Symbiodiniaceae.
AUGGCGAUCGAGCAGCACACCUGCUUGGAUUGGGACAUUUGGUACGACUACUUCGGUUGCCCGCAGAUCGACGACCGGGCCUACGACAACGGUGCAUCGGACCUCCAGGCCGCUGUCAACAGCAUUCCGGCCUACUGUGACAUUGCAGACUUUGUCUUCGUGCUGGCGCCCUCCAUCAAGCACUCCGAUACAGGCGUGAUGAUGAGCCGCAGUACCUGGGGCAUGCGAGGAUGGUGCCGCGUUGAGAGGACAGCGGCGGUGCUCUCGAGAACUGAGAAGCCAAUUUUGAUCAUUUCCAGCCCGACAGCGGUCCUCCUGUCCAGCGGCAACGAGUGGGCACGCGCCUGGCCAGGCGAAGGCGACUUCACCGUGGAGGCAGAUCGGCCCAAAGUGAAAGCUCUGACUGACGAGCUUUUGAAGCUAAAAUGCCACUCUCUGUGGCUUCGUCGUGAAAUGCUGAACUGGCGUUUCUACCAGUCGCUCUUUCCCAGGGGCCAGGGCCAUCCUCAGAAGGCCGAGGAGGACAUCGACACCUUCCUCCAGCGCUACAACUUCACAUCGGAGCACCAACAUUUAGAGCAGGGAGGACUCAGUCCACUGAUGCUGGCAAGUAUCGAGGGAAACAUCACCAUCAUCAAGAAGCUGGUGGAGGGCAAGGCCGACGUGAACGAACUCAUGACGUGGGACAUCAAGGAUGCGCAGCUCGAGGGCCAUCACACAGCAUUGUCGUUGGCUGCGGCCCUCUCAACGAGGACCACGGUCUUGACGCUGUUGCAACUGAAAGCGGAUCUCCACAUUCCUAAAGAUCGGCUUGGCAGCAACGCCCUCAUGACCGCUGCUCGGUUCGGCAACAGCGACGUGCUCCCACUGCUCGUCGGAGGCCCAUCUGAUCUUGGCCUUCAGAAUAACUUCGGCGGUCGCCCCCUCCAUGUGGCUUCCAUUAGUGAGAAUCCCUCGGCAACGAGGACUCUUCUGCAGCUGCGCUGCGACCCUGACGUUGCGACCAACAUCGGCUGCCCCGUGCUAUGCUUCAGUCCACAGUAUGGCACCAGCCCCGGCCACGCAGAAAUCCUGCUGAAGGCGCGUGCUGAUCCGAACAUCUCGAGAGCUCCAGUUGGAGCGUCUGCGAUCUCGCUGUCGGAGAACUGGAUGCGUAAAGUCCGCGAGGGCAAGGCCACACUGGCAGAAAUCAACCUGGCACUGUGCAACCGUGGAACGCCGCUCCACUUCGCUGCCCUGAACGGGUCGCUCGAGAUUGCCAAGCUGCUUAUAGAAUACAAGGCGGACCAGGGUGCUACUUGGAGCGAGCAGAAUUUCACCCCUCUGGCUCUCGCCGAACAACAAGGUCAGGAGGCUGUGGUGGCACUGUUGAAAUCCGUGGCUGCAGGCCAGGCGAGCGGCUGA